Messenger RNA from Osmia lignaria (orchard mason bee), 4340 nucleotides. The record is from RefSeq and is a predicted model, not a curated record. NCBI's taxonomy places the organism in Eukaryota, Metazoa, Arthropoda, Insecta, Hymenoptera, Megachilidae.
CUAGAAGCCAGAACCUUUCGAAGUGCAAAUUAGUUGCGAAGAGAGGAAGCGUCAAAAAAGCAAGUCCGAUCUUGCUGACUGCGAACCGACCGACCGUGAAAUUGCACCUUUCGAACAGUGAAUUAUUUUUAAGAUAGUCGUACAAUUUUUCGUAUUUAAAAUUUCAACGAGCUGUCAAGAAAGAUCGAUCAACAAAGUUAUCGCGUCGAAUCCUUGCCGUUGCGAUGGAGGAAUAAAUGAACAGAAUAGAGUACAUAUGUUACAUAUAAUAAAACAGAGAAAGUUGCAAUCGCGCCAACGGCAGAUGUUUUGUGAUUGUAUAGCGCCGUUCACGGCGUAGUCCAAAGUUAAAUAAGGUUGGGAGGAGAUAUACCAUAGAACCAUAACCAGUAAUGUUGUGGUCGACAAAUUUGCGAACCAACUAGUCUGAUUGUGAGACACAUCGGUGUAUACUUGGAACUUGGCGAAUCACUGGUAUAGUGGUAAAACUGAAGGGUCCGGAGAGCACGAAGGCGAGAAGAAAUGAGUUGGACGUGACACAAUGACAUGAUGAAGAGCCUGGUGGGGAUCAUGUGGAUAGUGUUGGUGCUCAUAUCAGGAUGCUCAGGAAAUCCAGACGCGAAGCGACUGUACGACGAUCUCCUGUCGAAUUACAACAAGCUGGUACGUCCAGUGGUCAACGUCACAGACGCCCUCACCGUUAAAAUCAAGCUCAAACUUUCGCAGUUGAUCGAUGUAAAUCUCAAGAAUCAGAUCAUGACGACGAACCUAUGGGUUGAACAGUCAUGGUACGAUUACAAGUUAAAAUGGGAUCCAAAGGAAUAUGGUGGUGUUGAAAUGUUGCACGUGCCAUCCGAUCAUAUAUGGAGGCCCGAUAUAGUUUUGUACAACAACGCUGACGGUAAUUUCGAGGUAACUCUGGCAACGAAGGCAACGUUAAAUUACACGGGAAGAGUCGAGUGGAAGCCACCGGCGAUAUACAAGUCUUCCUGUGAGAUUGACGUAGAAUAUUUUCCGUUCGACGAGCAAACGUGCGUGAUGAAGUUUGGCUCGUGGACUUACGACGGCUUUCAGGUCGAUUUGAGACACAUCGAUGAGAUACGUGGCAGCAACGUCGUCGAUAUCGGCGUCGAUCUGUCGGAAUUUUACACUUCCGUCGAGUGGGAUAUCCUCGAAGUGCCAGCCGUAAGAAAUGAAAAAUUUUACACGUGCUGCGACGAGCCCUACCUCGACAUAACGUUCAACAUCACCAUGAGACGGAAGACUCUGUUUUACACUGUGAAUCUUAUAAUACCGUGUAUGGGUAUCUCGUUUCUCACCGUGUUGGUCUUCUAUCUGCCAAGCGACAGUGGCGAGAAGGUCAGCUUAUCAAUUUCAAUUUUACUGUCGCUGACUGUGUUCUUCCUUCUGCUGGCCGAAAUUAUCCCGCCCACAUCGCUCGUGGUACCGCUUCUCGGUAAAUUCGUCCUUUUCACCAUGAUCCUAGACACCUUCAGUAUAUGCGUAACCGUGGUAGUCCUCAAUGUUCACUUCCGGUCGCCACAAACGCACGUGAUGGCACCAUGGGUCCGUCGUGUUUUUAUCCAUGUUCUGCCAAGGCUACUGGUGAUGCGCAGGUAUAAUACGUCUUCGAAGAGAACCGAUUACAAUUCCAGGCCGCAAUACCAGAUAGACAAACGUAGCAUGGCUGGUCAUCACGGUCAACGUGUAAUGGUUAGAACGUGCAACGGUCUCGAGUUACGAGAUCCAUCUUUGUUCGUGGAAACCUCGGCAUCGGAGCUGGUUGAAUCUUCCGUUCUGUUCCCGAGUCUCGAUUCGCGGGACGAAUUACACCCUCGGGAAUUGGAAGCGGUAAACUUGGGAAGCGCGUGCCGUAUUCAUGGCUCCCCAGCGGCCACAGCUGCUCCUCCACCUCAACUACCAACCGAGGAGAGCGUGGACGCUCUCUGUAACACGCUUCAUCAUUGGCAUCACUGCCCAGAAUUGUACAAGGCCAUCGAAGGCAUACGUUUCAUUGCCGACCAUACGAAAAGAGAAGAGGACUCUACCAGAGUGAAAGAAGAUUGGAAGUACGUCGCGAUGGUGCUCGACAGGUUAUUCCUCUGGAUUUUUACGUUAGCCGUGGUCGUUGGUACAGCGGGAAUAAUCCUGCAGGCCCCGACCUUGUACGAUGAUCGCAUCCCCAUCGAUGUGCGACUGUCCGAGAUUGCCUCUACCACUGCCAAGCCACACAUCGUUACAAGCCUUUGAGAGACAAUUCUUACCCCCGUGUACAACGCAUGCUCACAUACAUAAAAAAAAUACGUACAACUACAUACAAACAGCUAUAGAACGUAAUAUACGCAACGACGCGACGACGCGACGACGCGACGCAAGUAAGAAAUGUAAAAUGCGUUACCGUUGACCAGCGACUUUUACAAGAAGCAGAAGAAGAAGAAGAAGAACAACAACAAUCGCGUACUAUCAAUUAUUUCGGUGUACUACUUACAAGUGUCUGAUGUGAUUAACAUUCUGUGAAUCCAUGCGAUGCUUCUAACUACUUCAAUCAGAAUUGCUACACAAGUACUCUUCUUGUUGAAAUAUCGUUGUGUUUCUAUCGCUUGCACCUAAUUUCUUUAUCAACUCAUUCAUCGUCUAUACAUUUCGAAUAACAAUUUUAGUUGUAACCUUCUUCUCGUUGCCUUGUAAGGUUCAUUAACGAUCAAAUACCUUCCACUACUCGUAUUAUCGCACUAUGUAUCAUGAUUGAUAUAAACGAGAAUAACACUUUCUCGUUAAGGUUCAUUGAUAUUUUAAUAUCAGAUUCUUUGGACAUCAAUUAUAUUGGAAGAGAUAUUUCAUUUUCUCUAUAUAAUAUGGUGCAGUUUAAGCGUAAUAAUUCUUUUGUAUUUUACCGAACACGAGGAUAAUAGAGGUUUCUCAUCCCUGGUGUUAACGACUGAAAGACUGAAGCCUCGGCAAGUCUUUGACUUUUUUGCAUAAAUUAAAAACGAUUAACGGCCAAUUAAACUGCAGUUUUACCUGCUCAAGACAACGGUUCUCAAAAGCAUACGCACACGAGCGGCUAGAACGUAGAGAUAAAGUAAAAUGAUUAAUGGAGAUGACAAAUUUCGACUCUCUGAGCUUUAACAAAACGGUAAACUGGAUUUCUUUCGAUCUUCCUUUAAAAUCUUUCAAAAUCGAUCAGAUUAAGAUUGAUCUACUAACCCUUUGAUGAUGCUCAGAGAAAUUAUUGUUAGCCCUUAUGAUACACGUGGAUAAAAAUUGGAAGUAAUAACAAUGGCAUUCCUAGAUGAAUAAAAGUGCAAGAAAUGUGUUCUCGCACAAAUAUUAAAAGGAAUCGUAUUACGUUAAAAGUUCGUUGUUUUUUUAUUAUUAUUAAUAUACAUAUAUCGCGAACGAAAAACGUAAGCUGUAGAAAAAAUAUAUUAAAAGUAACAAGAAGAACAGGUUGUCGAAACGUGUAUGUACACGAUGUAGUAUUAAUUACGGAAAGAUCUAUAAAGGGGUUCAAUUUCGUGGCAGUUGCAUUUACGUCGCAAUUGUGAUUCUUCCAUCGACUACUACACAUGUAUCCUCGACGUUCGUACUUGAAAGAGUCAAUCCUGUUUAAGCAUCUGAUUGUGCAGAAUAGAAGAAAGAACAAAGAAAAACAACAACAGCAAGAAAUCGCAAAAACAUGGGACCGAAGCGUUAUGUAUGUAUCUAUGUAUUUUACACUCGUUAAUCUCAAAACGAAACGAAGAACGUUGAUUAUAAUGAAACGGGAAAGGAUCACAAUGACGGAAGUGUGGAUGGCAUGGGAUUCGACAAAGCCUGUUGCAGACUCAGGAAGAAUGAAAUAAAACUAUUGAAUGAUUUCAGAAAUUUACAUCGAGCCUGUAACAAUGGGGCCAUAUUUUCACAAAAAUAUUUAAAAGAAAAAGUAAACAAACCGAGGGGAAGAAGAACUAUAGGUGCCGUUCUCUCGUUGAAGCUGUAAAUUCUAAAUGUUUUACAAGAUGAAAAGGAAGAGAAAGAGAGAAAGGAAAAAAAAAUGGUUGGGCCUAAGAAAGUUUCACCGACUCAACUUUUAUUGCUCAUAAUACGUACUGUGUUUGUAAUAAGAUUAACUUUCGUAAUAAUUGCGUUCGUUUCAACAAUAUCGGCGAACCGUAGACGUUCGUUAAACAAUGUCAAAGUGGCAUGUAAAAAAAGAAAAGAAAAGAAAAGGAAAGAAAAGAAAGGCGGAAUGUGCGAAGAAAGAAGGUCAUAUAAUUUGUUCAUCCUGCGAUCGCGUUCAAAUAAUUUACUGUCUAUGCUGCGCUAUAAAAUUAAAAAAAAAAAAAAAAAAAAAACCC